Messenger RNA from Exophiala spinifera, 2604 nucleotides. RefSeq lists its product as uncharacterized. Lineage: Eukaryota; Fungi; Ascomycota; Eurotiomycetes; Chaetothyriales; Herpotrichiellaceae. Gene Ontology annotation, molecular function: DNA-binding transcription factor activity, RNA polymerase II-specific; zinc ion binding. The coding region runs from base 1 to 2604 and encodes 867 amino acids. The transcript has 3 exons. The record is from RefSeq and is a predicted model, not a curated record. Gene Ontology annotation, biological process: regulation of DNA-templated transcription.
AUGGCUGCCUCGAAUUCGAGAGUGUUUGUGGAGGUCAGAGGUGGAGCGGCUGGACUCAAGCAGAUGCGCAAGGGCACAAAAUCGUGUCUCGAAUGUCGCCGUCGCAAGAUUAAAUGCAACUAUCCAGAGCAAUCCCAGGGGGAUUCGUCCUUGACAACCCCGUCUGACCAAGGCUCUGCCUCUGAAUCUGGCACGGGACUGGUGUGCAAUGAAUGUAAAAGUCAUGGUCGACAAUGUAGAGUGCAGGGAUUCGUCGCUUCUGAUGCCACUCCGGCUGCAAACGUGGAUUCUGGAAACAAGCAUCAACCAUCACGGCGACCAUCAGCGCGAAUUUACAAACGUCGAAGAGAGAUUGAUGAUCUCACCUCCGGAGAAGAACAGCAUCAGUCAUCAAGGAAAAACAGGUCACGAAUGGAUAUUCAGGUCAGCCGAAUGGAUUCAGUGGUUGAGAGACUUGCAAGAGAGCAUGAUGUUCCAUCGAAACCCAAUUCUACUCUGGAAUUGCUCGGUCUCCCCAACGUCGAUAACUCUCACGUACAUACGAACUCUUCACGGAUUCCUGCGGAAGAUGAGGCUAGGAAAACGAGUCCUCUUCUGACCCAGCUUUUCAACAAUGAAAUGCUUGCACAACACUGCAUAUCUCCAGCGAUAAUUACCGAGAAAGUUCAGGUCUUGACAUUCUCUGAUGCGACUUCCGACAUCAACGCUGCUACAGAUGCGGAAAAGUUACGUUCUACGAUAUCUUCGGAGCCAUAUCUGUUGAAGGUGCUCGAUAUCUCGAUACAUUGGUGGGUUGCCUGGCGUGACCAGAGUUUCGCUCUCCACGAGGUAUUCUUCAAUCCUAAAGGCGCUUCGGCUUCAAGCGACACGUCGUCCGAGAGUGGCACUCAGUCAAACGGCGAAUCCCCUGGUAGUACGACGAGCUGGCCACAUAAAGAAAUCAAGCCGGUCUCACUACGCGAUUUCGUCCAGACUAAAUUGGCCGAAAACAACGCUGUGUCCAUUGGAACGGCUUUGCUUUGUAUUGCCAUGUCGCUGCGAGAUUUACGACCUGGUGUGGAUGAUGUGGAGCUCAAUAUUUCCACUGCGCCGACUGAAGUCACCGAGCGCAUUGUGCUCGCCGUUGACACAGUUCUCUUGUCUCCAUCUGCGGACCCUGUGUACAAGAGAGAUCCUGGCUUACUGCUGUUAUACAUGAUGCGAGCCAAAAUCUACGCCGAGGCGAAUCAGCUGCGAAAGUCUUGGCUCUCAAUACGCAAGGCAAUUGAAGUUGCAAGAGAGAGUGGGUUCACCAAUGCCUUACCCUUCCAAGAAGAUGGCGAAGUUCCGUUCCUAGACGAGGUUCAUGUCUCUAGCAUUCUACACCGUCAGCGAUGGAUCGGCUCAAUCCUUGAGUUGGAUCGACUAAUGAGCUUGGUCCUUGGUUUCCCUCAUGCUCAAGACGACAAAUUCUCAGACCAUCUCGCUCUUGCUGUCCUCCGCGGCCAUAUUGUCACAGCCGCUGGGGAGAGUAAUCUGAGCGUACCGGUGGAACUCAAAAUGCGUGCGUUCAGGAGAGUGGUCGCCGUUAUCGCAGGUCGUGCGAAUGAUCGCAAUGCAUGUACUGAACCUGAUGAUGUGAAGUAUCACACAACAAUGUGCAUUCAGUCGACUCUUGAUGAAGCUGCUGCCGCAAUGCCCACGCCUUGGUGGGAUGUUGAUUCCCACCUGAACUAUACGGAUCCAUAUGUGGCGUAUCAACAUCUCAUGGCGCAGAUGUGGUUCUGGCAGGUACAGGCGUUUCUGCACUUACCUUACAUGUUGAAACCUCUUCCGAAUGGUUUGACCCAACCUUAUGAAGAUACUCUAAACACUUCCGACUCUUCGAUUGAUCCGUACCAGCCAAGUCGCCUGCUUUGCCUUCAGGCCUGCCGGGGAAUGCUUCGAAUCUUCUAUCUGAUGCGCUGUGACCCGUCUCUGGCGGUAUAUAUUUGUCCUUGUGAGGAUUUUCAGGGAGUUUUCUGCGCCUGUAUACUCACGGUGAUGGUUCUUUUCCGUUUAUCACACUGUCCAUCCUCACAAGGAUCAGCAAACCUCGUGAUGGACAACCUCCAGGAAGAUCUUGAUCUCAUCGAACAGAUCAAAGAUAUCUUUCGCUUUAGGGCAACACACCUCAAUGGCGGCAUUGGCAAGCAAGGAUUCAAAGUCCUGGAUGAAUUAGGAGGAUUCCUGGAGGAUUUUCUUGCUGGUAUUGUACCCCAGACAAGAGUGGUCGUUCUACCCUACUUCGGUGCGAUCCGCCUUGAGAUGAAGCCGCUCUCCGAUGUGCCUCUUGCGAAGACUCCGGUCUUUGAUCACGAGAAUGACACAGAAAAUCAGGUCAAUAACUUCAUGUCUCCAGAUAUUCCUGAAUUGAACGGCUCAUCGCGAGAGCGGUCGUCGACAGCAUCCCAACUCCUGCUGGGGGCUGAUUGGGAGAGUUUUGAGGAUCCAAACUUUCAAUUUAAUUUGCCAAAUGCUGAGUUCGAGUGGGAUCAAUUCUUGUUCGGAGAUGAGUUGAACCAAACAUGGGAUCUCAGUAUUCCCGAAUGGACACUCGACGACAAUGCUUACCAAUUCACAUGA